UUACGGUUUGUUGUACCUGUAGAAAUGGAUUUGUGUGAAGGCUAUCAAGAAAAUUUCACUCAAAUGCCAUUAAAUUAUGUCUAACACCAUAUGUGUGGUUUACUACCUGAUUUAAAAAAAGAAAAAGAAGUAAAGACGAGACUUUUGUCUGAAGAAGUUGUGUAGGUAGGGAUUUGACUAACAGGAACAGAGUGGUAAUGGAACGCUGAAGAGAGGGUUCGAGUCAAAGACUAUGCACAAAGCAAAAACCCAGUGUGGAAAGCAGGGUGUGUCUGCAAAGGGCUUGAUGAGGAAGACACCAGUCCAUAGGGUCAGCUACAGAGUGGGAUACACAUGGAACAGAGGUGGACGACUCAAAGAGAUCAGGAUACGGCAUCUUGCACGGAAGUUCCUUCACCUCUGGAUUCAGAAGACUUUUGGAAGAAUCACUCCAUCACGGGCCAGGUCUCACCACAAUAAGGUGGUCCUGAGGAAGGUUCUGAGGGCCUGGAAAGAUGAGUGGUGGCAUGCCAGAAGAGAGUGGACACUGACUAUUAGAGCAGAUUGUCACUAUAAGUAUGUCCUGUACAGUAAAUUGUACCAAGCCUGGUGUGAAUAUUUGUCUAUUCAGAAAGAAGAGAACAAAAAGCUGCAGAUCGCACUCAUCUUUGCGAAGCGGCAUCGGAUGCGUGUCGUGUGGGAUGGCUGGGAGCUGUAUGUGGAAAUGAGGCGCUUAAAGCACAGGAUGUAUGACACAGCCCUAAAACACUACAGACGCACUGCUACUGGGUGGGUGUGGACUGCAUGGCAAACUGCACUACAGCAACGCAGAACAGAGCAUGUUCGUGAAGACUUCGCUUUACAGCAAUGGACUAUGUCUGUACAGAGCAAAGCAUGGCUGCAAUGGAAAAAGAAAUAUGCACAGGCAUGCAUCUUGAGAGAGAAGGAAGCCACAGCACAUCUUCAGUACUGCCAGCAAAUCCAAAAACGUGUACUACAAUGCUGGAUUACACACACUCAACACAAAAAGGUUAAAAAUGAGGCAAAAGCUGUGGCUAGCAGUGUAUGGCGCUGCUCUGUGUUGAGGAGAUACUGGUGUGCGUGGCACAGAGCUUUGCAAAACAGAGAGACUGACAGAGUUAAAGGACAGAUUGCAGAGAAUCUAGCACUGCAGGCCACUCAACGCCGGGCAUUUUCACAUUGGAGAGAUUAUGUGCACAUGUGCUCUGUAAAGGCCAAGAAAGAACAGACUGCCAUUCAGCAUCGACACCUUCACCUGCUGCGUGUAGGGUUUAAAGGCUUGACCCUAAAUGCCACUCGCUGUAAAACUCAUCAGUUGAACAAGAACAUUAGUGCAAAGCAUCUUCGGCACACAAUGAUGGUGAAAUAUUGGAAGCGUUGGCAGUUGCGCUUGGAGCAGAUCGAGGAAAGGCGUGUUCAGCCCCAAAUCACUGUCGCAGUGAACUAUCACAGAAUGGCAGUGCUGAGAGUUUAUCUUCACAGAUGGAGGGAGCAAUGCAAAGAGCACAGACACAUGCAGGAUUUAGAGUUGCGAGCUGACUCUUGGUUUGAAAGCCGGAUCCUUCCAAAAUAUAUGAAAUCCUGGACAGAGUUUACGAGACAAAGAAUAGAGCACAGAGAGAGGAAAGAAAUAGCCGAACAGUGUCAUCAACAGCAGAUGUACAGCUGGGCUUUUUAUACCUGGUGGGAACGUUGUGUUCAUCAGAGAGACCAGAGACUGGCGGAGAGAAUGGCUGUGUUGCAUGCAGAGCGAGUGUGUCUGUCCCAUGCCUGGUCUAAGUGGUUGUCCAGGAUGUUUCAGCAGAGAGAGGACCGGCUCAAAGAAAUGAAAGCUGCAACAUUUUGCAGUCGCACUCUUCUGCACAAAACUCUGAAGCAGUGGCGACACAAUGUCAGCAACAUUCAGAGGAGUCAGAGAUGUUUUGAGCAGGCAGUGGUCCAUGACAGCCAGCAGUCCAUGAGGCGAGCUCUGAUUGGUUGGCGUAAGUAUAUAGAGUGCAGAAGAGAGAAGUACAGGCGAUUGAUGCAAAUUGAUGAGUAUUAUGAAGGAAGACUGCUCAAGCACAUGUUCGAAACGUGGAAGCAACACCAUGCACAGAUCCAGCAAGUCAAUCUAAGUGUAGAAGAACGUCACCAACAACAUCAGAAGCAUCUGCUCAGGAGGAUGCUGCAUUUGUGGAGGAGGAAUGUACGUCUGUCAGUGGAGGAAAAAGAGAAAGAGACACGAGCAAAAUGUCAUUAUCAACACAGCUUACUGUCAAAGGUGUUAUUAGCAUGGCAUCAGAGAUCAGCAUUCAAAGCUUUUCAUCAUCACCAGCAGGAGGAAGCACUGAGCAAAGCGCAACUUCACUUGGACAAAGUUCGUAUGCAGGCAGUUCUUAGGAGGUGGAGAGAGAAACACAGUGAGGUGAGAGAAGAGAGGCUGUCUAUGGAGAAAGCCUGCAAAUGUCACCGCCGUAUCCUUCUCAAAAAAUGUCUCAGGGCCUGGAUCUUGAAUAAUUACCGACAAAAACACUAUCAGGUCAUGAAAAACAGAAGUACUGAGCUACACAGAUUAAGAGUGUGUCAGCAUUUUUUUAUCCUCUGGAAAGCACAGCUACAGAGCAGAAGAAGAGAGGCAGAGCUAACAGAGAUAGCCCUUUGGCACUGGUCCCUGAACCUGCAAGCCAAGGUGCUCUGUGCGUGGAGAUACUGGGUUACUGAGUGUCAAAGAAAAAAGAGGCGUCUUGCAGCAGCAGCUCAAUUCUACAGAGAUGAACUGCUACAAGAAGGCGUUAGCCACAUCCUUACAUACACAACACAUAUGAGUGCAUUCUCCACAAACAUGGCUCUCCACAGCCAUGAACAGAAUUCACGGCAGCUGCAGGCUGUGGUAAGGCGCUGUGCCUUCAGAUGGAAGCAGCGGGCGUUGUGCAAGCCUUCCAGAGUCAGCGAGACAAAUAAAAAUGACAGAGCCCCUAAAACAAAAAAGACUGUAUCCUUCUCCUUGCCUGAAGACCACAACCACACCUACCAACCAAUCAGGAGCCCAGCCACAGAGCAGAGGGCAGGAGAUUCCACAGUAAACAAACUGCUGUUGACUCGAGCAUCUAGGACUCAACCACGAAGGCCUGAUGAUUUAUUUCACUCCCCAGCCAAAGAACUGCUAUGGAACCUAAGGCCUAGCAAACAAAGUCAGACAGACAGUAAUCACAAAGCAACACGCCCUGGGAGUGCUCAGACUGACACUGGAUCCAAAUCAACUUCAGCAUCUGUUCCAGUGCCUUGUCCGUCCCACUCUGUUUCACUUCCAUUCACCCAGCCUCAGCCCUCUGGACUUUCUCUGUCCACUUCGCUGCAGCCUCCAGUCCUGGCCUUCAGGUCUGCUUCGACAGGAAACUCCACCAUACAGAUUAGUGCUGGGAACCAAGAGCUACUGCUUCCUCCUUCUUCAUUUACUGCAUCUAAAUCACUGUUCAAGCAGACAAGUUCCAGACAUAAGGAUCCCUCACUCCUCUCCCCUCAAGAUUUCAUCCAACCUAAGCUACCUCACCAAACAGGUGUGUGUGAAAGUGUUUUUGUGGAUGCGGAAGAUGAUGACAAUGAAGAGCCCAUGCUCUUGCAGACAAGCAGUGAUCCUACUGAAGCUCUGAAGAGGGAGCUCCAUGAUAUCAGGCUCGACCUGCAGAGAUAUCAGCAAGACAGAAAUCAGCUGCAGACAUGGCGCAAACUUCAAAAAGUGAUGAGAAAUUGGCUCCAGACAACAGGCAGUGAUGCAGAUACUGAAGAAAGAGAGAGCAUUAUACAAGAAAUAAGCGAGCUAGAGAUCCGUAUUUCUGCUCUGUCUGAGAAAAUGACUGAUCGGAAGCCCAUCGUGAUCUGCCAUGCUGCAAGAGUCAGCAGUAUAGAAAGCCAGCUGCUGAGAGCCAACGUUAAAAUAUAGAUGUCAUGCAUUCUUUUAUGUUGUUGUGUUUUGCACCCCUUCUGGAUUACCUGAAUGGAUCAGAUAAAGCUGAGGAAUUAGGAAUUGCUUGAAACCUGUAGCUAUUAACCUUGAGAGUCAUGUCAAAUUAAGUUCUUGCUAUCUGUCAGACUUAAACUAUCAGGAAACACGGUGAUGUAUUUUGCAAAAAAUGUAGGCCAAGUGUAGGAAUAGCAGCAACCGAAAGUAUUAUAUAUUUUCAUGCUUACCAUUUAUUUAUUUAUUUGUAACAAAAACAGUUUUAUAUUUGUAGAUCUUUGUGUGUAGUUUUAUGUAAAUAAAUUGUCCUUUUUAUAUUU
Messenger RNA from Neoarius graeffei (lesser salmon catfish), 4260 nucleotides. It is a transcript of the gene sfi1, whose product is annotated as SFI1 centrin binding protein. Gene Ontology annotation, molecular function: phosphatase binding. The coding region runs from base 233 to 3922 and encodes 1229 amino acids. NCBI's taxonomy places the organism in Eukaryota, Metazoa, Chordata, Actinopteri, Siluriformes, Ariidae. The transcript is spliced from 32 exons. The record is from RefSeq and is a predicted model, not a curated record.